Grammomys surdaster is the source of this 1984-nucleotide messenger RNA. RefSeq names its product asparaginase like 1 (gene Asrgl1). NCBI's taxonomy places the organism in Eukaryota, Metazoa, Chordata, Mammalia, Rodentia, Muridae. The transcript is spliced from 7 exons. Gene Ontology annotation, molecular function: asparaginase activity. The coding region runs from base 1 to 1014 and encodes 337 amino acids. The record is from RefSeq and is a predicted model, not a curated record.
AUGGCGACCGCCCGCCUCCGAGACGGAGGAACUCCUCCGUGCGCCCGCGGCUCCGUGGCGCCGCCAGUCCGAGCCACCGUCGAUGUGAGUCUCGUGGUGGUAGUCCAUGGUGGAGGAGCAAGCAACAUCUCAGCCAACCGGAAAGAGCUGGUGCUUGAGGGCAUCACCAGAGCGGCAACCGAGGGCUACAGAAUCCUCAAGGCGGGAGGGAGCGCAGUAGAUGCUGUGGAAGGAGCCGUGACUGUCCUGGAAAACGACCCGGAGUUCAACGCAGGUUAUGGGUCUGUCCUUAAUGUUAACGGUGAUAUUGAGAUGGAUGCUAGUAUCAUGGAUGGGAAGGACCUGUCUGCAGGAGCAGUGUCUGCUGUGCGCUGUAUCGCAAAUCCCAUUAAACUUGCACGGCUUGUUAUGGAAAAGACACCUCAUUGCUUUCUGACUGGCCAUGGUGCAGAGAAAUUUGCAGCAGACAUGGGGAUUCCACAGAUUCCUGUAGAAAAACUGAUAACGGAGAGAACCAAGAAGCACCUGGAGAAAGAGAAGCUUGAGAAGGGGGCGCAGAAAGCCGACUGCCCCAAAAACUCAGGAACUGUGGGUGCUGUUGCCUUGGACUGCAGAGGAAACUUGGCUUAUGCAACCUCUACUGGGGGGAUUGUCAAUAAAAUGGUUGGCCGAGUGGGAGACUCACCUUGCAUAGGAGCUGGAGGUUACGCAGAUAAUAACCUUGGAGCCGUUUCAACCACAGGACAUGGGGAAAGUAUCCUGAAGGUGAAUCUGGCCAGGCUCGCCCUCUUCCAUGUGGAACAAGGAAAGACUGUACAGGAGGCUGCUGAGUUGGCAUUGGAUUAUAUGAAGUCAAAACUCAAAGGUCUAGGUGGCCUCAUCUUGGUCAACAAAACAGGAGACUGGGUGGCAAAGUGGACCUCUGCCUCCAUGCCCUGGGCAGCAGUGAAGAAUAGCAAGCUGCAGGCCGGCAUUGACCUUUGUGAAACCAAGACAAGGGACCUACCUUGCUAGCCUGAGCGUGAAGCUGAGCUGCCUGGUGUGGAGACCUAACUUAAUCAAUUAGAUGCAGACAUGGAAAACUUAUGCAGUCUGUCCCUCCUUUUGUUGCCUUGAUCAGUAAGUCAAUGAAUGCUUGGUUGAGGGUCGGGUUCUGAAGUGAUGAGAGAUGCCUGCCUGUAUUAAGACCAGGGAAAAUGGAAGCCCUGAGGAGCCUGCUCUCCCAGUCUCCAUCAUGUAAGGCUAUAAAGGAGCUGUUAGAUUUUGACCCCAUGGAACUGCCUCUGAGCUAAAAGUGCCAUUUGAAUUGGGAAAAUGGCAAUUUGCAGAAUCUAGACUGGGGGAGUGUGGGAAGAAGGGCUGAAAAAAAAGGUGUAAGAAAGACACAAGUCCAAGUCCAAGUGAAGUUCAAAAUGUUACAGAGUUCAUUCUUAGUCACAAGAACACUGGGCAAGAUGUUCAAGAAGGUGCUCUUUGUCUGUGAGGGAGAAGUGGAUCUUUCCAGAAAGCUCAAACUUCUCCAACACAUAUCUGGGCACUUGCAAAGUCUCCCUUGCUGCCCGAGCUUAGACUAUUGGAAUUUCUUAAUGUCUGGGAUUUUUCUUGGCUCCCAAAAGCCAGCCCUACCAGAACCAGCCCCAGUUGUCCUCACUGAGGCUUGAUAGGACACAUGACAUUUCCAGCCUCUCCAACAGCGGGGUGGCAGAUGGCUGGAGAGAUAACGCUGUGAGUCACUAAGGAGUAGCUGCCAAUACUUUGGGACGGUCCCAAGCACAGUGAAUCAAAUUUUCAGGGUGGUGAGCACGAUGCAGAAAGUAGUCUCCUUGGUGGAGAGCACUCUGUGCACCUGUUAGCACCCUGGAAAUGGCAUGUCUGCUGUGAUGCGUCUGCUCAGCUUUUUAGUCUAGCAGGGAUUCCCUUCUCUCUGGGAAGAAACUGAUUAACUUUAACGUGCCACUAAUAAAAUUUAUUUUUUGAAAGAAAA